Molecule: messenger RNA, 663 nt
Organism: Aspergillus ochraceoroseus IBT 24754
Lineage: Eukaryota; Fungi; Ascomycota; Eurotiomycetes; Eurotiales; Aspergillaceae
Product: RNA-binding protein
Exons: 5
Coding region: 1-663 (220 amino acids)
Biological process (GO): mRNA splicing, via spliceosome
Cellular component (GO): nuclear speck
Molecular function (GO): RNA binding
Source: RefSeq, a predicted model, not a curated record
AUGUCUCGCCCUGGUACCACCCUCUAUGUCACCGGCUUCGGCCACGGUACCCGAGCUCGCGAUCUUGCCUACGAAUUCGAACGAUAUGGACGCUUAGUCCGAUGUGACAUCCCUGCUCCACGAACCCCUUCCAGCCGGCUGUUCGCGUUUGUGGAGUAUGAGAGUCGCCGUGAUGCAGAUGAUGCGUACCAUGAGAUGCAUAACAAGCGAAUUGGUCGCGAUGACCUAUUAAAGAUUGAAUGGGCUAGGACUCCCCCUUCUGCCUCUUGGCGGUUCGACUCUGGCCGGGACCGUCGUCGGGACCGUACACCUCCACGUCGUGGUCGUUCCCCAUCCCCGCGUCGUGCUCGUGGGGAGUACUCGCCUCGUAGGGAGGAUCGCUAUGAACGCGAUUACGACCGACAUGAGCGCGAUUAUGAGCGACGUGACCGCGACUAUGAUCGCCGGGACCGUGACUACGAUCGACGUGAUCGUGAUCGUUCUCGGGACCGUUCUCGCAGCCCCGAUGAGAGGGAUCGUGAUAUUAAAGAAGAUCGUGAAAGACGCGACGACGAUCGCGAGCGGCGCGAGGAUGAACGUGAGAACGGUCCAAAUGGUGAAGACAGAAAAGUUGCUUUAGAUCCCUUGACAUCUGCGCAUGAUGAGCUUGAUACUGCUGAGUAG